This is a messenger RNA of Durusdinium trenchii, 735 nucleotides long. Lineage: Eukaryota; Dinophyceae; Suessiales; Symbiodiniaceae. The record is from the annotation of a GenBank genome assembly.
AUGCGCAUUGCCCUUUUAAUCCUUCUAAUCAGGGCGCCCUGUGAAGCAAUGCGACGUGCGUUGGUGGUGGUUGACAUGACUGUUGAACAGGUGGCGAACAUUAGUUUUCAGAAAGAUGAGAUGAUUCAAACCAUCAGGCACCUGGCGCUGAGCGGGAAGUUUGACACAAAGAUCGAUUCCCACCUGUGGUUUGAGAAAGGUGGUCCACCAUCCUCUCUUGCAGAAAUGUAUCCACACGUUGGUCGUGCAGGGACACCAGGUGCAGAGCUAAUUCCUGAACUCUGCGACCUCGGUUUGGACUCUUGCCAGUAUUCUUGUUUCGCUGGAGGAGCAGAGCUUGAAAUCCUGUUGCGGGAGCGCGGAAUCGAAGAGGUGGUGAUCACUGGCAUUAAUACGGACUACUGUGUAAUGGCUACUGCACUUGAUUCCUUUUACAGCAUGUUCCGCACACGGGUGGUGGGGUCUGGAAUAUCCUCAUUUAAUGGACGAGCAGGCCAUUUAGAAGGAUUGAAGGAUAUCCGCAGAUUUCUUGGCGACAUUGUGGUUGGUGCAGAUGAGUAUUUGGGGUCUGAUCCAGCUGCUCGUCCAAGCUUAUGUAUAUAUAAAUAUAUCUACUUUUUGACAUCAUCACUAUCAGUCUUGCCGUUCUUGAGGCCACUGAUGGACUCAGCAAGCGCUCUAGGGUUUGUCCCCUCUUCUCAUCAGUUGUCAUGUAAGGUGACCAUCAGAGAAUAA